Messenger RNA from Eublepharis macularius, 1053 nucleotides. RefSeq names its product inner mitochondrial membrane peptidase subunit 2 (gene IMMP2L). Gene Ontology annotation, molecular function: serine-type endopeptidase activity. Bases 87 to 614 code for a protein of 175 amino acids. Lineage: Eukaryota; Metazoa; Chordata; Lepidosauria; Squamata; Eublepharidae. The transcript is spliced from 6 exons. Gene Ontology annotation, cellular component: mitochondrial inner membrane peptidase complex; membrane. Gene Ontology annotation, biological process: mitochondrial respiratory chain complex assembly. The record is from RefSeq and is a predicted model, not a curated record.
GCGCGCACGCUCUUUUUCGCCCCGCCGAACGUCAGGAGAGACGCAAAGAGUGCCCGCCUCCUCUUCUUCACCGCAGAAAAGCGAUAAUGGCACAGAUGCAAGGCUUUGGGCGAAGGUAUAUUAAAGCCUUUUUGAAAGGAUUCUUUGUUGCUGUUCCUGUGACUGUAACUUUUCUCGACAGAGUGGCUUGCAUAGCAAGAGUAGAAGGCUCUUCCAUGCAGCCUUCUUUGAAUCCUGGAGGAAAACAGGUAUCUGAUAUCGUACUUUUAAACCACUGGAGUAUUAGAAAUUAUGAAGUACAACGGGGAGACAUAGUUUCAUUGGUGUCUCCAAGAAACCCAGAGCAGAAGAUCAUUAAGCGAGUGAUUGCUCUUGAAGGAGACAUUAUCAAAACCAUCAGCUACAAAAAGAGGUAUGUAAAAGUGCCAGAUGGUCAUAUAUGGGUUGAAGGCGAUCAUCAUGGGCACAGCUUUGACAGCAAUGCUUUUGGUCCGGUCUCCCUUGGACUCUUGCAUGCUCGUGCUACCCAUAUCCUCUGGCCUCCAGAACGCUGGCAGAAAUUGCCUCCUAAGCUCCCUCCGGAAAGACAGCCUCUUCAGAAGGAGCAAGUAUGACCUCUAUGUAUAUGGUGGGGAAUGAAUGACCAGUGACUGGAAAAGGAAUUGAUGGCACACCUCCACUAAUCAAAGAUCUGUUCAAAUGCAACCACAAAUAGAGAUUUCACUUAAUCACAUUAAAGGGAAUGUAAGUUAUUCUGAAGCAAUUGUGUCUUGAUUUGAAAUAUCAUCUAUAUCAUCUUUCCAAGCAGUCUAAAGUGCUUGAAGUCCUGUAUACCUCUGUAGAUAUGAAAUGAGGUCUAGUUUACUUCAGCAAUGUGGCAGAUCUUAAAAUUAAUAUUGAGUUGUGAAAAUUGGAAUUCAGCCAUAUAAGUUCAUCAUUAUUGCUGAAAUGGAAUAUGUGCUAUAAUGUUUUGAACUGCAGAAUAAUUGUUUGUAUUGAAUGGAUAGCAUUUCUGAAAGAGGAAGUCUUUCUGUAAAAUCAGUCGUAAAUGAA